AGGUUAGAGAUUGGCUGGGGUUUAACCCGAAUUUGUUCUUACUUGCACCCCGCUUUGUCAGUUGUCACUGCAGUGAAGCAGGUUUAACCCACAAGACCAAUAGAAAAUCUUGAACAUUAUACGUGCGGCAGGGUUUGUUUCACGGGCACCGCCAUCCGACCCAACCCGGUUUCUCCAAUCACUAGCGACGGUAAGUGAGAUUCUAGGAGUUCCGGUUUGACUCGGUGCUCCUAACACCAUCAAAUCCUCAGCCUUUGCGGCGGCCCCCAUCGGUUUCUAUCAAAGAAUCUUCCCCCAUUCGGUAAAACCCUCCUUGAACCCUGAACAAACAAGGUCCGGAUUACAAUCACAAUGAAGCGUGUGUUCAAAAUCUCGGAGGCAGCAGUCCAAUCAGAGCUGCUAUUAAAUCUCCAUUGGCAUCCGUCAAAACCCAAAACUGUAUCCCCUCUUUUAUUUACUUUUCCGAAUUCCUCUCUUUUCAGAUUUUAUGGUGACCUUGGUGCCCGAACCAACCAACCUCCGCUGCCAACGGCGAUUCCCAGCAACAUCAUCAGCUUGUUCAUUGAAAAGGUUUCUCAGGCGGAGGCCCAACCCAAAGCUAGAGAGGAUCUGUUCCGGAAAGUGAUUCUGUUCAGAGAUGAAUUGGUAAAAAGUGUUGAUUGUUUAGAGGAAGUGAACAAGGUGUUGGAGGAGAAAGGUGAUUGGUUACUUGGGAGUUGUAAACAUUACCCUGCUUUAUGUACCAAAAAUUUCCAUGACUCUGCUUUUCUAGAGCUAUUGAAAAAGUUGUAUUCUUCGGGUAAUUUGGCCUUGAAGGUGUUUAAUUGGAGGAGAAAAAAGGCAGAGCAAGGCUAUCCCAUGAGGGAGGAAGAGUAUGCUAGUGGUAUCGCCAUUGCUGGUAGGAUUAGGAAUGUAGAUCUUGCAGUUGAGCUCUUUGCUGAGGCCGCUAAUAAGCAACUCAAGUCUACGUCUACUUACAAUGCAUUAAUGAGUGCCUAUAUGUACAAUGGUCUUGCUGAGAAAUGUCAAUUAGUGUUUCGGGAUUUUAAAAGGGAACCAGAUUGUAGUCCUUCAAUUGUAACAUACAACAUUCUUAUAUCAGUCUUUGGUCGUUUGAUGCUGAUAGAUCACAUGGAGGCAACUUUCCAGGAGAUAAAAAAUUUAAAUCUUUCCCCUAAUUUAAAUACCUAUAACAAUUUAAUUGCUGCAUAUUUGACUGCUUGGAUGUGGGAUAGCUUGGAAAGAACUUUUCAUAUGAUGAAGGCUGGACCGGUUAAGCCAGAUAUUAAAACUCACUUGCUGAUGCUUCGAGGAUAUGCACACUCGGGGAAAUUGGAGCAGAUGGAAGCAACAUACCAAAUGAUAAAGCAUCAUGUUGAUGACAAGGAAAUCCCAUUGAUUAGAGCCAUGAUAUGUGCAUAUUGUAAGAGUUCUAUCAAGGGUAGGACUAAAAGGAUUAAGGAACUAUUAAGGAUAAUUCCAGAAAAUGAAUACAGGCCGUGGUUGAAUUUGUUGAUGAUUAGACUUUAUGCUGAGGAGAAUUGUUUAGAGAGUAUGGAAAACUCGAUUAAUGAGGCCUUUGAGCACAAGACCUCUGUCCUUACACUUCGCUUGAUGCGUUGCAUUAUUGCAGCUUAUUUCCGAUACAAUGCUGUGGACAAACUGGCAAAUUUUGUAAAGCGUGCAGAAUGUGCUGGAUGGAGAAUCUGCAGGUCUUUGUAUCACUGCAAAAUGGUCAUGUAUGGAUCACAGAAGCGCUUGGAAGAAAUGGAGAAUGUCCUUAAUGAGAUGGAUAAUUUCAACAUGGAUUACACGAAGAAGACAUUUUGUAUAUUGUACAAGGCAUACUCAAUGUGUGGUAAAAGACACAAGGUUGAGCAAGUACUGGGAUUGAUGUGCAAACGUGGCUAUGGGAUUCCUUUGGACACAUAUGCAUCAUAAACCUUUGUGCAGCUAUACACCAGCAGAAGUUGCAAGAAACAUUUAGCCAAUCAGCAUUUCUUGUUCAUCAAGAUCAUAACACUUAAUAGAGAUUUCAAUUUACUCAUAGGUGUGAAUUGGAGCCAAGGCUGAGUUGAUACGGUGCUAGUCUCAAGCUGGAGCUUGGCUCGACAGUAAAUGGGUCGAAUUCGAGUAUUCAUUGAGUCAAACCCAAGUAGCUCAUGAGUAGUUUGACUCAUUCACACACCUAGUUACAAUGACAAAUUACUUUGAAAGUGCUACAUUGUUUGAUGGACUGAGACUACCCUUUAUAAGCUGAUUGCCAAGAGAAGGAAUAAAAUUCAUUAGUACAUUCAGGAUUGUGUGUUUUCUUGCUUGCUUCCUGCCAUCUGACAAACUUGAUUAAGUUUUAUGGAACUGUAGAAAUAAUCUUUUCCUCAAAUGCAAGGAGAGACAAUGUUUUGGCAAUUUGAUACUAACAAGAACUUGGCUAGAGCUCGUCAUCUAUGAGAAAGAGAGCUGAAGGUGACAUCUAAGGUUCAAUCGUGGCAUUCAUAAUUCAGUACAUGUUGAAUUGAUGAUCUUGGUUUAAUCGAGUUGCAUAGCUGUGUUCUCUGUUAGUUUUCUCAAAUACGAGGGCUGUUUCUUGAUGUUAGGUUGUAAAAGUAUUGUACCAUUAUCCACAGCAAGCAUUGAGAUUUUGGGGUACAAACCCAGUUUUGUUAUUUUUACUUCUAGCGAUUCUGCAACUUUGUUUCAAGCUUGGCCGAGAUGCAGGGUUCUUUGGCAUUCAAAUGAGAGUUGUAUUGCUGCAAUUUCUUAUAAAUAUGUGGAACCCAAAGCCAAUCUAUAAAUUUUUUUUUAAUU
Molecule: messenger RNA, 2808 nt
Organism: Theobroma umbraticum
Lineage: Eukaryota; Viridiplantae; Streptophyta; Magnoliopsida; Malvales; Malvaceae
Product: pentatricopeptide repeat-containing protein At2g30780-like
Molecular function (GO): protein binding; mRNA binding
Source: RefSeq, a predicted model, not a curated record